Closterium sp. Naga37s-1 is the source of this 2478-nucleotide messenger RNA. The record is from the annotation of a GenBank genome assembly. Lineage: Eukaryota; Viridiplantae; Streptophyta; Zygnematophyceae; Desmidiales; Closteriaceae.
AUGGCCGUCCCAUCGCAGCGCACGCUGCGCGUCGUCUGCAUCUUACUCCUCGUCGCCCUCCCCUGCCUCGUCGAGGCAGCACGGAAAAAAAAGAAGGGGGACACGCCACCCUUGCCGUCCGUUCGCUUCUACAAAUCAACAGUCAAAGUCUCUUACGCCGGAGUAGCGAAAAUUCCCUCCACGGCCACGCAAGGCGCGGCUGUUCAGAGCCGACAAGUGCUGGAGAAUCCAAGAAGUCAAAUCGGCGGCCGCCGUCUAUUGGAGGACGACAGCAUUGAUCUUGGAACUCCCGGUACCGAUCCGUCGGCUACCGACCCUGCUGUGGAGGAUGGGGAGCCGAACCUGGACUUUGAUCCUCGGCCGCUGCUCCCGCCCGCGGAGCUUACCGGAGCCACCGCGGUUAGUACUCUCACCUUUCUGCGGUUCAUGUUCUCGCGGUUGUCCGCGAUUAGUUUCCUGGAAUUCCUUCACAUCAAGUCGCGGUUAGGAUUCCUCUCUCUCCGCUUGCAUGCCGCUUAUGCGAAUAUGACAGUCGCGGGCAUCGCGUGUGCGGUCGCCGUGCCGAGCCACUCAUCCAGGACCGUCGACAAUAGCAGUGACAUCCUGCCUAGAGAGUCCGACCUCGAGGCGGCCAAGAAGAAGAAGCCCAAGGCGUUUCUAUCGCUGACGGUCGCUCCCUUCUCGCCGUCCGUCCUCAAGAGCGGCGUCACGGCCAAGCAGACCGCCUCCACCGGCACCGCCGCAUACGCAAGCGACUCGAGCGUGCCCGACCCGUCCGUGUGCGCCGGCAGCAACUACGUCGUGCAAGUCGUCAACUGGGCCAUCGUGGUGUUCGACGGCAGUGGCAAGGCGCUCACGGCGCCAGUGGCGCUGAACGAGUUUCUGGGCGUGAACCCGUACCGCGGCACCACCGUGGGCGAUCUCGUCACCAAGGCGUCGUGCGUGUACGACUCGGCGACCAAGCGCUUCUUCCUCUCCGCCGCAUGGCUGGUACGGCGGGCAGCUCUAACGCGUACGACAAGUUCGGCCAGACGCGCACGGACAACAAGGGCGUCUCGCGCGGCUCGGGCAUCGUCGUCCGCCGUCUCUGCCGCCGAGAAGCCGCUCGACGCAUGGAGCGUCUACUUCGUCGGAACCACCAACGACGGAACCAACGGUCCAGAUGAUCACCUCGCGCCGCUCGCGUACACGGGCGAGCUUUUCUACAACACGUACCCGCGGCUCGGCGUGGACGCGAACGGAGUGUAUGUGACGACGCAGCAGGCGACGUAUUCGAAUGUGGACGACGUGUGGCAGGGGAGCAACAUCUUCGUUCGUGGACAUGCGUGUGUGGGUCUGUGUGUGUAUGCGUCCUCAACUUUCGUGCAUCUGCUCCCUCUCAUCCUUCAUCCCUUUCUCGCUAUCCCUCCUUCCCCGUCCCUCGCCUUCUCCUCCCUGUACUCUCCCCCCAACAGUGCAUUCAGCAAGGCCGCCCUCCUGAAGCAAUCCGACAUCACAGCCGUCCGAUUCGCGCUCCCCGCGCAUGUCCCCGCACGGAUCAAACGGUCCUCCACAGUCUUCGCCUUCGCGCUCACCAACACCGUCUCUCUCUCAGCCAACAACCCCACCCUCACGCUCCUCACCGCCAUCGCCAACUGCUCGUUCUACUACGACUGGUCGACCUCUCAGCAGAAACCCGGUCUCGCGCCGCUCGCUGAAUCCUACAACAAGGAUACGCCGCUGAUUGUCCCUCCCAGGAGCACGUCGGUGGCGUUAUCGACGGGGUUCCUGUGGAUGGUGGUGCCGACCGGGUCGACCAUGUCGCCGAAUUCCGAGGCGGGGUUUAUGCUGGUGAAGAUGAAAGCCACGGUUGCCAAGGGCCCCUCGCCCGCGCUGAACCUCGCGGUGGCGAGCGCUAUGAUCUACAACGUGCCCAUGGCCAACCUCAUCGCUCCCACCAUUGCCUUCAACAAGCUAGGCAAGGGCAUCAUACUGGCAACGCUCGUUAGCCCCAACAACUACCCCACGGUGGGCUUCGUGCGCGUCACCAAGGCGGGAAUCAGCCCUAAGGACCUCAAGUUCUACACCGUUGUGCAGAGCUCUGCACCCCUUGACGUCGACUCCCAAAGUGAGUUCCCAGCCUUUUCUAAGGUGUCUCAUGAUCUGUCUGUUGAGACAACUGCUACACUCCUUACGGUCCCUCUACAUGGUCUAUACCCUCCACACUCUCCACAAUCCCUCCUGAUUUCUGAUCUCUCUCGUCCUGCUUUUCCUAUCCCUAUCACGGACACGGUGGCGUUCGUUCGCUACAGCACCACACAGGGACUGGAAAGCUACUCGGCAAAGAGCACUGACCCGGUGGCGUUUGUCCGCUACGGCACCACACAGGCGCUGGCAGUGGAUGCAACGGGCACCGUGUGGGCGGCAGGGCAGUACGCCACCGAGGAGCGCACCACCCGCAACAACUGGGCCACCAGCCUUUUCUCCGUCACCCCCUAA